Molecule: messenger RNA, 1662 nt
Organism: Capsicum annuum
Lineage: Eukaryota; Viridiplantae; Streptophyta; Magnoliopsida; Solanales; Solanaceae
Product: 3-hydroxyisobutyryl-CoA hydrolase 1
Exons: 15
Coding region: 184-1341 (385 amino acids)
Biological process (GO): L-valine catabolic process
Molecular function (GO): 3-hydroxyisobutyryl-CoA hydrolase activity
Source: RefSeq, a predicted model, not a curated record
UAGCUAUUUCAGUAGAUUAGCCAUUUAAUUUUUGGCCAAGCAAGCUACCUUUAAAUGUAUCAUUGGUGGGGUUAGGCUUGUGCCUUCUUGUUCUUGGUUUGCCAAACUCAUCCUACUAGCUACAACCAUUCCAUCAAAUGCUACUAUCCUCUUGCUAGUCCGUCUCCAUUCCCAGAGAAGCUGAUGAGAACCACCAUGGCUCAAACCUCUUCUAACAAUGGCGGAAUCAAUCAGGUUUUGGUGGAGGGGACUGGAAAUGUUAGAACGUUCAUAUUAAAUAGGUCAAAGCAGUUGAAUGCACUUUCUUUUCAAAUGAUAUCCCAGCUUAUGGAACUUUUUUAUGCUAGUGAAGAAGAUUCUAAUGUGAAGAUGAUAAUAUUAAAGGGACGGGGAAGGGCUUUUUGUGCGGGUGGUGAUCUUUCACUUGUUUUUUCUCACCAGAGUAACUGGAAAAUUGGUGCUAAUUAUUUCCAAAAGCAGUACACCUUGAACUAUGUAAUGGCAACUUAUAGCAAACCCCAGGUUUCCAUCCUUAAUGGAAUUGUCAUGGGAGGCGGAGCUGGUGUUUCUAUACAUGGUAGAUUUCGAGUUGCAACAGAAAAGUCGGUAUUUGCUAUGCCUGAAACAGCUUUGGGACUCUUUCCUGAUGUAGGUGCCUCUUACUAUUUAUCAAGACUUCCUGGAUUCUUUGGGGAAUAUGCUGGUCUUACCGGUUCUAGGUUGGAUGGAGCUGAAAUGCUUGCUUGUGGUCUUGCAACCCAUUUUGUAUCAUCGGAUAAAUUGCCACCUUUAGAACAAGCACUAGUCAAAGUCAAUACAAGUGAUCCAGAUGCUAUAUCUGCUAUCAUAAGUCACUUUUCCCACAUACCAAAGUUGAAAGAUGAAAGCCCUUAUCACAAGAUGAAGAUUAUUAAUCGCUGUUUCUCUCGAAGGACAAUUGAAGAAAUCAUAUCUACUCUUGAAAGUGAGGCUUUGGACACAAAGGGUGACUGGAUCUCUUCAACCAUUCAAUCGCUGAAGAAAUCAUCUCCUAUAAGUCUUAAAAUUUCCUUGAGAUCAAUAAGAGAAGGGAGGCUGCAAGAUGUUGGUAAUUGCCUUGUCCAUGAGUAUAGGAUGGUUUGUCAUGUGUUGAGGGCAGAAUUUAGCAAGGACCUUUUUGAGGGAUGCAGAGCCAUACUCGUCGACAAGGAUAAAAAUCCUAAGUGGGAGCCCUCCAGACUGGAACUAAUCAGCGAUGAUGAUGUUGAUCGUUACUUCUCCAAGAUAGAUGAUGAAAACUGGGAAGACCUAAAGCUGCCUCCAAGAUCAAACUUGCCUCCAUAUGCAAUUGCCAAGCUUUAAAAUUGAUUUCUGAAGAUCUUGCAAUACUUUACAGCAUGUUGCCCUCUGUUCACUAGGUCAUUAUGAAGGUGUCAGUGAUUAUUAAAACAGUAUUAAUUUUUUUCCAAAGUGGUACACCAAAUAAAUAAGUAUCACCCUCUGUAUGAAAUGUCAAAAAUAAAGCCAAAUGAACGAUAAAUUACUGCGCGAUACUUGCCAGACAGUUGUGUAUACAGAUAUGCAUAUCAUGCCAUUGAAUUAAGAUGUCAAACCUCAAACACAAGGGUAGAUUGUACAAUACUAGAUAAUAAUUUGCCAUAUAAUUUCUAUAUUCAGAGAUAA